GAAGGCUUGUUUUGUUGUCAUGGUUCGCGAAUCCCCCAGCGUGGUUGUGUGCCUAUAGUUUCUAGGAUCUACUCUACUCUACUACGCGUGGUCGUCAUCCACGCUGCGUAGUUCGUUGGCGGCUUGAUUAUGGCAGAUGAAGCAAUCGUACGAUCGCAUCUCCUGGACUUUGAGAGUGGCGAACACAACUGGCGUGGAUACGUGAAGACCGAUCAAGAACUGGAGCACCUAGAAAGAGCCCUUCUCGGCCUAGGAGUGUCAUUCAAGGUGACAUCCUCCAGGAAACAUGCCGAAGAAAACCUACAUAAGGCAGGAAAGCUGAAGCUUAUGUUCUCCAUCAACCGGGGAGCUGUGCCUCUGAACUUGCAGCUGCCCUUCAGAGUACUAUCAUUGACUGACAAAGGGUGCCUGUAUGGAAAAGACAAGCACUCACACAAAGGUCAAUCAGAGGACUCUCCUGUUCCUGACCAGCUGUCCCCUGGUCCUCCCUGCUGUGGUCUCGUUCCUGCCUUCGGCCCUGCAGCCACCUCCACCCUGCCUAAUCCACCUGACAGCCUCUAAAGUCGCCUCGGCGGCUGGUUCGCCCACUCAAGCUUUGGCCCAGGCCCGAGCGUGGUCGCUCCGGCUUCCGUUCCUGGCUGUCUGCUGUUCCGGCCUGCCGUUCCUGUGAGGCCCCCAUCCCAGCGACUUUCGGCAGUUGGCUGCCACACGCAACUUGCAGCCACGCCUCGUACGUUCCCGGCUGCCAACCUCUCCAGACCGGCGAACUUCAAGCAGGCUAGCUGCCCGCCCUUGUUGUGCAGUCUUCCCCGUUACUCCUGGGCUGUGGACCUUCUCCCGGCAGUGGGCUCUCCCUGGUGGUGGAACUUUUGGUGGGACGUUAAGUGUGACCAUGGCCGACCUAUGGACUCGUAUCUUCGGGAAGACGACAUCACCCUUUUGGACUUUGCCCCGUUUGCCAGUCCCCUUGCGGCUGAGCUGACCUUGCCACUUGGCCUCGGACAGCCUCUUUCACAGGCUGGCCUCGGUCUUUAGGAGGGGGGAAUGUGGGAAUCGAGCGCGCCGUCCCCUUUGGCGCCUCGUUCCCCAGCUAGCGUGUGUGUUGGCCCCGCGCGGCUCGAGCGCCGGGAACCGCUGCUAAUCGGCAGUAUGGCGACCACGGUGGUGGCGCCAGGCCUCUUUGUCUGGUGCGAGCCAUGUGUCGGCUUCCCGGCGCGCGGCACACGUCCGGGCAUGUCUGGACAAGCCACCGCGCUAGCUUACGUCACUGUGCAACGCCUGUCCUCAUUGGCCGCCAGUGACAACCCCCUUCCCCCUGAGCUCGCUUCUGUCUGGCGCGGGCUUGCCCGCGUCAGAUGCUCUCAGGCCCGCACGAGAGGUUGACGCGCUGCUCUGGCAGGCGGCUUCUCGUUCGUGCACUCGACUGCUGCCCCUUUGUGUAAUAGUCGUAGCGCCACUGGCAAGCGUACAUGAUCGGUCUUGGGAGUUACCCUGACGGCCCGCAAACCCAUGAUUGUCGCACUGUGCUGCAUCUUGGGUUAAUAAACCCGUGUUUGU
This is a messenger RNA of Rhipicephalus microplus (southern cattle tick), 1557 nucleotides long. RefSeq lists its product as uncharacterized. NCBI's taxonomy places the organism in Eukaryota, Metazoa, Arthropoda, Arachnida, Ixodida, Ixodidae. The record is from RefSeq and is a predicted model, not a curated record.